UAAGGGCUCGAUAAAGACGCACGGGGACGCUCAUUUACCUCAGCCAACUGCACAACCUAAAAGUCUAAUUUAAUCUGCCGUCCUUCUUCUAUUGUGGCGGGAUGCCUAGUCUCUGGUUUGCAGCGGAGAGUGAUCUCACCAUAUAUGCACUGAUGCUUAUGCAUGUGCAAUGUUCCACUACAGCGUCCACAGGAAAGCUAAUGCAGUUCCGCACUUCUCCAGCCCAAGCAAGCCUUGCGAUAGAUGACUUUAUUUGAGAGCGGGCUUUUCCUGCGGAUCAGCUGUAACUUGCAGAAUUUCGAGCGUGAUUGUGGUCUUUUUUUUCUGAGGAGGAACAUUUUGGUGCAGGGGACCCAGAGGAUACUACUACUGCUGCUGCUUGCACUUACACAAACAAGCGUUCGGCGCGUACCGAUUGGAUUCAAGCUGCAGUCCACUUCACGCCAACUGCAUUGCCACAACUGUGGGAGAGAAUGUGUCCAUCAUGACACAAUGCGCAGCUUUUCUCAUGAACUCUUUCGUGCUUCUACAGACUUCCAUCCACAAGUGGGGCGUUUUUCUGCCUUUCAGCUACAGAUAAAACCACUUCCCAACUACAAUGGGACAACGUAAUGGGCUGAGUGGACGAGAUGUUGCCUGCAGAAGUGCGGUGAGAGUGCAAGGCAGUAACUUCCAGAGGACACCUGCGGACGAGUGAAUGCCGCCUCCGAUGUGGAGUUUGUCGCUGUCCGACGCGCGCGUGGUGCUGAAAUUCGGAUGAUGCCUGGCCAGCGACUGCAAGGCUGCCGCUCCCUGCACCUCAACGAGGACAACGGCCGCUUCGCGCUGCUCGCCGUCCUCAUCAUACUUUACCUACUGUGCGGCGCUGCGGUCUUCUCGGCCAUCGAGAGGCCGUCGGAGCUGCGGGCUCACGGCCGCUGGAACGGGACGCUCCUCAACUUCAGCGAGACCUUCAACAUCAGCCUACAGGACCUCAACUCCUUCCUGCGGGAGUACGAGGCUGCCAUCGCCGCCGGGAUCCGGGCUGAUGCUCUGAGGCCACGAUGGGAUUUUACAGGGGCUUUUUAUUUUGUUGGAACUGUGGUGUCGACUAUAGGUUUUGGGAUGACAACGCCUGUGACAGUGGCAGGCAAGGUGUUCCUGAUCUUUUAUGGGCUUUUGGGCUGUGCUGCCACCAUCCUCUUCUUUAACCUCUUCCUGGAACGCAUCAUCACACUGCUGGCCGUGGUGAUGAAGGCCGUGAGGGAGCGGCGAAUCAGGAACGGUGGUAUACUCCCGCCAGGCAUCCGCCAUGACUUCUCAGCCUACUCCCUCCCCGGCUGGAAGCCCUCCGUGUACCACGUCAUGCUGAUUCUCGGACUCUCAGCCAUCACCAUCUCCUGCUGUGCGUCAGCCAUGUACACCCCCGUGGAGGGCUGGGCUUACUUAGACUCACUCUACUUCUGCUUUGUCACCUUCAGCACCAUCGGAUUUGGGGAUUUUGUCAGCAGCCAGGGUGCGGCUUACAAAUAUCAAAGCCUCUACAGGGUGGCCAACUUCCUCUUCAUGCUAAUGGGAGUGUGCUGCAUCUACUCGCUCUUCAACGUCAUCUCUAUUGUCAUCAAGCAGGUGCUCAACUGGAUUCUGGAGAAAAUGAGCUGCUUGUUUUGCCAGCGCUGCAAUAAGGCCAACGUCCUCCUGGGCAGACGCAAUGCCAUCCGGCCGGGCUCCAAGGGUCGCCAGGGUCGACUCGGCCAGCAACCCGACUCAGAUGGACCAUGUGAUAGUGAUACUGAGGGACGCAGACUAUCAGGGGAGAUGAUCUCUAUGAAAGACUUGGCAGCCUCUAACAAGGUGUCGCUGGCCAUCAUGCAGAAGCAGCUGUCUGAGUCGGCCAACGGGUAUCCCAGGACAGUCUGUGGCAGCUCACGCCAUAAUGGUUUCUCUGGGGGGGUUGGCGCACUCGGUAUCAUGAACAACAGGCUGGCAGAGACGAGCAACUCCAGGUAGAGGACACAGCGAGACAGGAAGUGUGGGAUCUCUUGAUUCUUAUACUGCGAAACAAACGCUGAGGUUGACGGCCAUGGAAAAAAUACACGGCUUCUGAGAUGGAUUGGCAAUGUAACUUGUUAUGCAUGACACACGUGAUUUUUUGGAUACUUUCGGUUGGAAUUACAAGGCUGUGGAGAUAAUAACGGUAAUGAUGGCGACGGUUUCAGUGAUGAUUUGGCGAUGAUGGUAUGAAGAGAGAACCGCAAAGUCAACAUAAAAACAUCCGGAAGCUUGGGCACCAUCCAUCAUCCAUUGCAUUAACCUCAAACCCAACCCAGAACAAAUCACUGAAAUGUCAGUUAUUCUGCGGAGGUCUGUUAUAUAUGCUCAAUAUAUCAGACUGAAAUGUGCUGUAGAGCCAAGGGAGGCAUACAAUGCAAUCUUCAUUGUUUUGGGCCAGUUUAUUUGAAUGUACAUAUUGAAUGCUGAUACAAACAAGACAAGUGUAUUCACUGAAUGACAUGGCACAUACCGAUCUAUGCAUUAUACGUCUCAUGCAUUUUUUUGCACCAUUUCUAGACCUUCCAUUGAUUGUGCAAACCCCAUGUGUUUCUUGACAUGAGUCAAGUUUUACCCUCAGGUGAUUGAUUUCAUUUCUGGGGGCGGUAGAGUUUCGCUAAGCAUGGCUGUGAUGUAGCUGAUUUCGACAGGGCAGUAGUGAGAGUUGAGUGUGGCACACUAAUUUCCUAUUGCUCAAGAUGGAGAAGAGAGCAGAGUUGAAAAAUGAAAAUCCAUUUCUUGUGAGAGAGAAACUGGCCUUCUUAUCAGCCCAAAAAAUGCUUCUGUGGCCAAAGACUUUGACUUGAAGGGUAAAAGAAGGCACCACCCACUCUCUCUUCUUUUUCAAACCUACAGCUGUCUGCGAGGAAAACAAAUGAUAACGGCUUGCAAUGUAUUAAUUACUCUUUGAAUGCAGAAUGUAGACUUAUGUAUUUGCAAAAACUGAAUAAAUGAGGAGUAAGUUUAUGUUUGUUUGAAGUGAAAUAUAAGGGAGAGGAGGGGAGGUGGAGAAGGAGGCAAAUGAUGGAUGGUUUUAUCCUGUAGGUACAUUAUGUUAAAUGAUACAGAUUGAAAGUAGCCGGGUUAAUCUCAGAUGCUGGAGUUGAAAACAAAACCCCGAAGGAUUCUGUUGAGCAUCGAUUUGUUUUUUGGGGGGAUAUUCUGUUUUGAUUAAGGGAGACUUCUUCGCAGACAUGGUUCUCUCUGUGAAACAAAGCAUGAUCCAAAAGCCUGCACAAGUUGAUUUUCCCCGGUUUUGGUGUAAAUGUGUAGCCAAAGUUUGGAUAGACGGUGUUUCCGAAGGAUGCAGUGCUACCAAGCCACGCAAUCAAUGUCCUAGUUGCCGGUAACUAUCUCUUCCAGGGCAUCUAAAGAUUUAAAGCCGUGUAAUGUGGGUUUGAUUUUCGCCAACGGCACGACAGAGGAGGAGUCGGUGAUAGUUAACCUGUCCAGGAGACGGCCAUGAAGGAAGAGAACUAGAUAGAGAGGCCUACAGGUAGAGAAGGUGGUGUCAAAUUCAUGGCCAAUCAAAAUAAAAAGGUCGAUCUCAGCCAAGGGCUCAACUUUUCUUGGCGUCCAUGUUCAACAUCUAAAAUCCUGGCUGCUCAUCUCCUUUUCUCUGUCAUCUCUGCAUUCACUUCACACACACUGCACCAGAACCAUCCUGCCUCCUAUUUCCCACAGAUCUUGGCUCUCUCCUCACGCUCAUCACCCUUACACUGUGAAUACGAUGAGACAUGCCAUAGAUGUAGAUAUAUACAGUAUAUAUAUAUAUAUAUAUAGUAUUGGAAUGUCUUAAAAGGCGCUUUUACAAUAAGGCGUGAAUUGGAUCAGAAUCUUUUCUUUGUUGAUUCUCAUCCUGUUCGUGCAUAGAUCUGAAUAAUUUCCUUUACUCCCCAGUCUCACCAAGAGGAAUAGAGAAAAUGACUCAGGUAGUUAAAUCUUCAGGCUUGUCUUAGUUUGUCCUGCAUGCCAUUAUGGUAAAGCCAUACAAGAUAGCUGUAUAUAAAACAGAGGACUCUUUAAAGUCUAUUUUUCUACAUAUAGCUUGUACAUGUGGAUGAUUGAAUAAGUCAUCGUCUCAUGUCUACUACACAGCCAGUCAGCAGAAUAAUAAGCUGCACCAUACAGAACUUAACUACCCUCUCAAAACGUGGAUGCUAGGGUUAAAUGUCAACACUUUGUAGUUUGCUGUUUUGGAAAAUACACAUACCGGUAUUCUUUCUUGCGGAAAGCUGGAUGGGAAGAUUGACUGCAAGAUAAAUAUGAAGCUGGAGCUGCUUAGCUUAGCUUCGAGUGGUGCUAGCAGGCUGUAAAAACCCUCAAAUACUUUAAUAGUUUACUCUGUGGGGUUUGUACAGAUUUAACAAACAAGAUAAAACAAGUUAUUUAUUGAGCUUUAGAUGUGCUGGAAUUCUGUUACCUUUGAGCAGGCCCAGGCUAGCUGUUUAGUCUUCAUGCUAAGCAAAACUAGCUUAGCUAAUCUUUCUUGAACAGGACCAGUACCUUCCUGGAGUCCCUGCUGUUUACCUUGCAACUGAUGCCGGCCAAGAAAUAGUCUGCCACAUUACCCCCUGAAAACAUGCGAAUUGUCGAGUUAUAAAAAUAUUAAUUAGAAAGCUUUAGAGCCAGGCCAGCUGUAUCCCCCCUAUUACAGUCUUUAUUUUAUGCUAAGCUAACUAGCUGCUGGCUCUAGCUUAUCAAUUGGCACGUCUAAAGCUCACUAAUCAACAAAUGAUAUCUCCUUUGUUAAAUCCAAGAGGUAAAACAAAUAGCGGUUCCACCUGUUUAUGCAAAGCUAAGAAAAGCAGCUGCUGUUUGUAUCUUCAUAUUUACCACAUAGAUGGGAGAGUGAUAACGCUCAGCAAGAAAUAGGCUUUACGAUUUUACGGUUAAGCUUGCAGUGUCGGGGGGGGGGGAUUUGCCAUACUAUUAGCAGUCUCAUUGCAGGCAUAGAAAAGUGGCAAACCCCAGGACAUUUCAGCAUUAGUAUGGGCAUGCUGUAGCAAAUUACAUACUAUGGUGUGAAUUCAAUGAUGUCCCCCUUGCUUCAAUAUACCUGGGGAAACGUUUUGCUGCCAUAAUGCUGUAUGUGAACCUUCAUUUUCCUUCUGAGGCUCGAGGUUACAAUGGAAGAGGUUCCAGGAUUGCUGACUGAUUAUUAAAAGCCCCUGUAGCCGUCAGGGUCUAGCGGGCUGCAUUGUAUCCUUAACCUUAUCCUUAACAAGGAGCAUGUGUGUGCAUUUGUGUGUUCAAACCGGUGUGUGUAAAGGACUGAGAAUUAAAGGACUGUGAUAUGUUAUCUUAAAUGCUUCCUUAAAUAUAAGUCCCCCAGAAGGUAUUUGACUCAAUAUAAUAUAGAUUAAAAUGUAUUUCCCUUAAGACUGAAACACAUCAAGCUUUUAAGACGACACUGAUUAUAAUAUUUAGAGUAAUGUUUGCUCACCUAAAACGCAUGUGUGGCUUGAAAUCAAUUGCCUUACUUUAGUCCUUGUCUAUUAUAAAAAGGUUCCUUAUUUAAAAGAUUUUAGUGUGUAAAGUUUGUGUGGUGUACAUUACAAUCCUUUUGCAUUUUGCAAAAUUGAUCUCCAUUGAUUGCAAUGGUUUUAACUGUCCCGCUGUCCUCUGUAUCUUCUGUAAGAGGAGACAGGUGGUCUUAGGAUUUGCUGUAUGUUUGUAUUUGUUAUCAGCAGAAACGCCACUCAAAUGUCAUACCAAUGACUUUUCUUUUAGUGUAAUUUAUUUGUGUAAUGUUCAAAAUUAGAUUGAAUAUUUUCAAGCCCACACUAUUAGUACAUAAUAUGGGUGAACAUAGCAGACUUGGAUCACAGCGCUGCAUGAUUCUCAGUUUAAGUUGUUUUUGUUAAUUUAAUCUUGAAUUGUUCAAAUCAACGCCGCCAGUGUUUAUUCCAGUCAACACAUAAUGUAAUGUAUUCACACUGGAAAAUCUGCCCUGUAGUCAAGCACACUGUGACUGUUGAAUAGCCCCAUUAAAAUGUCAUGCUCCACAGCCACUACAAGGCCCAUAAUAAAACUUAUUUUUUUUUAAAAUAAGCAGAGACUGGAGAUGUUGUUAGUGUUAAUCUUGGAGGCUGUCGACGGUGCUAAUGGCAUUAGUUCUUUGUGAUCACAGUACGAUACAUAACACUCCGGUUUCAUCUGAAGAGGAUUGCAUGAUUGCUUUUGUAUUUUAAGACUGUUAAAGCCGCUAGUUUCAGGAACAAAAUGUAUUUACACUCAUUUUGCUGGAGCACAAGCGGUGAACAGCUGAGUGGUUUGGUAACAGAAUGAUGUAUUACGUCUCUGCUUGGCUGCUUCUGAUCACAUUGUUGGUUUUGAUCUGGAGCUGGGUUUCCAAAUCUGCAGAACGUGUGCCUGAUGUUUGUUGUAUUAUGAAGACUGUUGGAGACACAAACUAAUUCAGAUCUCAAUUUGGAAGUUACUUCAGGUGACUGUGAUCCACAGUUAUGUUGACCUUUGGUUCUAUCAACAUCACCAUAAUUAUUCACCUUGCUGUGUGUCUCAAUUUGCUUGCAUUGUGGUGUAACAUGCAGUUAAUGUCUGCAAAUUCAUUCUGUUUGCAAGUUGCACAUUUAUACAAAUGAUUGUACUUUUAUAUUUAUGUAAUUAAAAGUAAAACCUAUAUGAAACAA
Messenger RNA from Anarrhichthys ocellatus (wolf-eel), 6683 nucleotides. It is a transcript of the gene kcnk12, whose product is annotated as potassium channel, subfamily K, member 12. NCBI's taxonomy places the organism in Eukaryota, Metazoa, Chordata, Actinopteri, Perciformes, Anarhichadidae. The transcript is spliced from 2 exons. Bases 757 to 1989 code for a protein of 410 amino acids. The record is from RefSeq and is a predicted model, not a curated record. Gene Ontology annotation, biological process: potassium ion transmembrane transport; stabilization of membrane potential. Gene Ontology annotation, cellular component: plasma membrane. Gene Ontology annotation, molecular function: outward rectifier potassium channel activity; potassium ion leak channel activity.